Messenger RNA from Ilex paraguariensis (yerba mate), 1592 nucleotides. The record is from the annotation of a GenBank genome assembly. Lineage: Eukaryota; Viridiplantae; Streptophyta; Magnoliopsida; Aquifoliales; Aquifoliaceae.
CUGUUGACUUUGAAAAUCACAGCACUGUAAACCAUAAGCCCAACCUCCUACGUUAAUUUCAAAACACCCCACCUCGAUUCAUUCAGAUAGAGAGAGAGAGAGAGAGAGAGAGAGAGGGAGAAGAGAGAGAUGUCUUGCUGUGCUUCAUGCUGUGCUUCUCUGACGUGCGGUCUCUGCUCAUCGGUGGCCUCUGGGAUCUCAAAACGCUCUGCUAGACUUGCUUAUUGUGGUCUAUUUGGCAUCUCUUUGAUCGUUUCUUGGAUUCUCAGAGAAGUCGGAGCUCCUCUCUUGAAGAAAGCCCCAUGGAUAAACGAUUCAGAUACUCACACAGAGGAAUGGUAUAAAAUGGAAGCAGUUCUUCGUGUCAGCUUUGGGAAUUUCUUGUUUUUCGCAGUACUUGCCCUCUUAAUGAUUGGCGUGAAGGAUCAAAAUGACCAACGCGAUUCCUGGCACCAUGGUGGAUGGAUUGCUAAGAUUUUGAUUUGGGUUUUGCUUGUCGUCCUCAUGUUUUUCCUCCCAAAUGUCAUCAUUGAUAUUUAUGGAACUCUAUCAAAAUUUGGAGCAGGGUUGUUUUUAUUGGUUCAAGUUCUUAUAUUAUUAGAUGCUACACAUUCAUGGAAUGAUGCAUGGGUUGCUAAAGAUGAACAGAAGUGGUACAUUGCUUUACUUGCUGUAUCAGUAACUUGCUAUCUUGCUGCAUUUAUAGGCUCGGGGAUUCUGUUUAUCUGGUUCAAUCCUUCUGGCCAUGACUGUGGUCUUAACAUCUUUUUCAUUGUCAUGACCAUGGUUCUUGCAUUUGCAUUUGGGAUUAUCGCAUUGCAUCCGCAGGUAAACGGUAGUCUGUUGCCUGCUGCUGUGAUAUCUGCUUACUGUGCAUAUGUGUGUUACACCGGUCUCUCCAGUGAACCUCGGGAUUAUGAGUGCAAUGGUCUCCACAACAAAUCCGUAGCAGUCUCCACUGGUACCCUUGUUCUGGGAAUGCUCACAACGGUUCUCUCAGUUCUCUAUUCUGCUCUUCGUGCUGGAUCCUCAACGACCUUCCUAUCUCCACCAUCUUCUCCUAAGUCAGGUCAAAAGAAACCUCUUCUUGACUCAAAAGACGUUGAAGGAGGUAAAGAAAAGAAAGAAACGGUGGCUGAGGCCCGGCCAGUUAGUUACUCCUACACAUUCUUCCAUCUCAUAUUUGCGCUGGCUAGCAUGUACUCAGCCAUGCUUCUUUCGGGGUGGACCAGCAGUUCCGAGAGCUCCGACCUGAUAGAUGUUGGCUGGACAUCAGUUUGGGUUCGCAUUGGCUCCGAGUGGAUCACUGCUGGAUUAUAUGUCUGGUCCCUUUUAGCUCCUUUAUUCUUCCCUGAUCGCGAAUUCUUCUAAAUCAUAGAUAUGGAGGUUCCCAUGAGCUGUUAAACUUCUAAUGUUGUUUAAAGAUAUAUGCAGCAAGUUUGUGUAACAUCCUUCUGUAUGUUAUUUGGGUGUAAUGUACAUAUAAAAUAGAUUCCCUACUGUAACUAAUCACCUUCUACUACUUGUUUCUUUGUUUGAUGUCUGCCAGAAACAGUUCCACAUCCGGAUACACUAGUUCACCACACCAGUUG